AUGAAAGAAAGAAAAAUUGGUGAUAGCAAUUCUAAAAUGAAGAAAAAUUUCAAUAAAUUCAUGAUUGAUGCACGAGUUUAUGAAAUAUUAGACCAAAUAUUAAAAUAUUUAAUGUCGCAUCCAAUUUUGACAGCUUUUUGUCUGCUACUGGUAGCAACAUUCGUAAUUCCUAUAUUUUUUCGUUGCAAUUGGAAUAAUGUGUGCGUUAACUUGGUCAGUUGUUUAUUAUUUCUUGACAGUGUUGAGAAAUAUUCGAAGUGCACAAUAAAUUCCCAACUCUAUUUACAAUUAUUAUUUGGAGACUUGGAAUUUUCAGAACACUUUAAAAUUUCAGCCCAAAUGCGUGGUCUAUUUAUUGAUGAAGACCCUAUCAUUAGACGAUCACACAGAAUAGCGACCAAAAAUAACAACAUCUUCAAUAUACCAAAUUUUGUCACUGCAACCUACGAACAUUCGUUUGUCAUAUCAGCUAUACGGUUUUGGCAAAAUUUGCCUCCAGAAAUUUUUAAUUCUCUUGGUUUAAAAUCUUUUAAAACGAGAGUAUUCGAUUUUCUUAGAAAUCUUGAAGAAUAA
Cotesia congregata is the source of this 573-nucleotide messenger RNA. Lineage: Eukaryota; Metazoa; Arthropoda; Insecta; Hymenoptera; Braconidae. The record is from the annotation of a GenBank genome assembly.